AUGGCGGCUAGUUGCUGUGCAAAUAAACUCAUACUUAUUUUGAUACUAGCACUUUUUAUUACAUAUUUCAUCGCUCACAAUUCAACCCACAAUGUAGUUAAUGAUGUUUCUUCAUUACUUGUGGGCUGUAAACUGGAUAUAAGAUUUUAUCUGGGUAGAAAUUCAGGAUUACCUCGUCUUGGCAAGACAUUGUGUGCUAUACCUACAAGUUCAAAGAUAAUGGCAUGUGUUCACUUGGUCAAGUUUUCUCUUGCUGCUGGAUAUCUUGUUCUCUUAUCUAACGAUGUGAAUUUAAACCCUGGACCUACUGCUGGUGCUUUGAUCUGUCCAUGGUGUGAUAAAUCGAUUCAAAGAAAUCAAGCUCAUUCACAAUGUACAUCGUGUGAACUGGAUUUCCAUUUGAAAUGUCUUGGAGCUGAAUACAACCAAACUGGCUGUUGUCAUUUAUGCAGUUCUCUGUUGCAUAACUUGGCUCAGCCUGAAUAUUCAUCUGAUGAGCUGUUUCUUCCUGCUAAGCUGUGAGAGAUUUUGAAACUAUGUGGAUUUAAGAUUGUCCAUCAAAACAUUCUAAGUCUCAGACGUAAAAUUGAUGAGGUGCGCAUUAUAGUAAAUGAAUUAAGAUGGGGACUACACUUAAUUGCUUUAACUGAAACAUGGUUAAAUAAGGAGAUACCAGAUGCCGAGCUUCAAAUCCCGGGUUAUAAUCUAUUUCGAAGGGAUAGGGGUGUUCAUGGUGGUGGAAUUGGUGUUUAUGUUAAAAGAAAUAUCUUGGUCACUAGAAGAGAAGACCUGGGGAAUGUAGAUGUCGAGGGUCUGUGGCUAGAAAUAUCUUUGCCUAAAUCGCGUGGAUUCUUGGUUGGAACCUUUUAUCCUAACUCUUCGAAUCAUCAUGAUAAGGAUUUUAUGUUUAAACUGAAUAACAGUUUGGAUAUUGCCAGUGCUCAGGGUAAAGAAGUUUUAAUCACAGGUGAUCUAAAUGUUGAUUUAUUGGCCAAGAGAGCUGUUAUACCAGAGUGUAAACAGCUCAGAUCGUUAUUAAAAUGUUUGCAAUUUAAACAAGUAAUUGACAAGCCUACAAGAAUAGCUCCUAAUUCCCUUACACUUUUAGACAUUAUAGCAACAAAUCGCCCCCAGAAUAUAAGUGACUCAGGAGUUAUAACUACCAAUCUGAGUGAUCAUGAAAUGACUUUUUGUGUACAGAAAAUUAAUUGA
This is a messenger RNA of Paramuricea clavata, 1212 nucleotides long. Lineage: Eukaryota; Metazoa; Cnidaria; Anthozoa; Malacalcyonacea; Plexauridae. The record is from the annotation of a GenBank genome assembly.